GUAUUAUUUUGACUUGGUUCUUUUUCCUUUACUCCCUUUCCUAUUCAUAUAUUAUUUGCUUCUUUUGUUGUCUUAGAUGUUUUUAGUUGGGUAGAUGAACAAACUCAGGCGGAGAAAACAAAGCUACAGGAUUUGAAUAUUUGAACUUUUUCCAUUUGCCAUUUGCUUAGGAACUCUUAUUUAAGAAGAUAAUAUUGGUGUUGUAUCAUUCUUUAGUAUUGUAUUAUUGUGUUGCCUUUACCCCGAUUUGAGAGCUACUAAAAGAAGUAUCUUGAUCGGUUGGUUUGAAAAUUAGUAAAUAGCUGAAAUAUUAGUUUUGGUGUUGGUAGUAAGAUCUACCAAUAAAGAUUUGACUCCUUUAAUGCAUAUUGGCAACUUGGGAGGCGGAAAUCCGUUGUUUCUAGGGGAAGAUUUGAGGAAUUUGGGAUUGUGUCAGCAAAAUUAGUAUAAAAUUCAGAGUUGGGUCGCUUUUAUUAUUUGCUAUAUUUAGUUGAGGAAAUUUUAAUGUUGGUUUGUACUAAGGAAUCCUGAAAUUGAAUAAAAUCCAACUAAGUACUCAGUUGUUAGGAUUGAAGUAUUCCGGUUUGAUUUCCUACUGUCGAUUUUGGUUGAUUUGUUGGUGUUGUUUUUGCUGGAACAAGAUGGUUGGAAGUAUCGAGACAAUGAAUGUUCAUCAAAAUGGAUGGUCUAUUCACAAUGGUAAUGGUCUGGAAGAGAAGCUUGAUGAGCUUCGAAGCCUUCUUGGAAAGGCUGAUGGUGAUCCUCUAAGGAUCGUUGGUGUUGGAGCAGGUGCAUGGGGAAGUGUUUUUGCUGCUUUGUUGCAAGAUAGUUAUGGUCAGUUUCGACAGAAGGUCCAAAUCAGGAUUUGGAGAAGGCCUGGAAGAGCUGUUGAUAGAGCCACAGCAGAACAUCUCUUUGAAGUGAUCAAUUCAAGGGAGGAUGUAUUGAGGAGGUUGAUCCGGAGAUGUGCUUAUUUGAAAUAUGUCGAGGCAAGGCUAGGUGACCGAACUCUUUAUGCAGAUGAGAUUUUGAAAGAUGGAUUUUGCUUGAACAUGAUUGAUACUCCACUCUGUCCUUUGAAGGUUGUGACUAAUCUGCAAGAGGCUGUUUGGGAUGCAGACAUUGUGGUGAAUGGUGUGCCUUCAACAGAAACACUGGAUGUGUUUGAAGAGAUUAGUCAUUAUUGGAAGGAGAGAAUUACCAUGCCUAUCAUUAUCUCUUUAGCAAAGGGCGUAGAGGCUGCUUUGCAACCUGUUCCUCAUAUAAUUACUCCCACGCAGAUGAUUAAUAGAGUGACUGGGGCGAGUAUGGAGAAUAUACUUUAUCUCGGUGGACCAAAUAUUGCUUCAGAAAUAUAUAACAAGGAAUAUGCUAAUGCUCGAAUAUGCGGAGCUGAAAAGUGGAGAAAGCCUCUUGCUAAGUUUCUAAGGCAACCGCAUUUCAUUGUAUGGGACAACAGUGACCUUAUCACUCAUGAAGUCAUGGGUGGUCUGAAGAAUGUCUAUGCCAUUGGAGCCGGAAUGGUAGCAGCCCUUACUAAUGAGAGUGCUACCAGCAAGUCAGUAUAUUUUGCACAUUGUACAUCAGAGAUGAUAUUUAUUACUCAUUUACUGGCUGAAGAACCUGAGAAGCUUGCAGGGCCUUUGCUAUCAGACACUUAUGUAACCUUGUUAAAAGGUCGCAAUGCAUGGUACGGCCAAAUGUUAGCCAAAGGGGAAUUGAACAGGGAUAUGGGUGAUAGCAUUAGUGGAAAAGGAAUGAUUCAGGGUGUUUCUGCAGUUAAAGCUUUCUAUGAACUCCUGAGUCAGCCAAGCUUGAGUGUACUGCAUCCGGAUGGAAAGAAGCCUGUUGCACCCGUUGAGCUCUGCCCCAUUUUAAAAACACUGUAUAAAAUACUUAUAUCAAGGGAAAAUUCAUCACAAGCUAUUUUGCAAGCACUAAGGGAUGAAACUCUGAACGAUCCCCGGGAACGCAUUGAGAUUGCACAAAGCCAUGCUUUCUACAGGCCUUCUCUUCUUGGGCAGCCUUGACAUUUUCAUUGCUAUGAAAAUGAACAUGAAGGAAUUGAUAAAAUAUAUAAAAGAAAUUUUUAAAUGAACUGGGUCAACCAAAACAUACGGGUUUUGUAUUGAAUACUGCAUCAUCUAAUAGUAUGAAAAGCUUAUAGUAAAUCAGUUUCAUCUUUGCUUUCAAGUUUUAUGAGGAUGUGAUUAUUGAAGAUUGUAUAGUAUAAAUUGUUCUGGUUUAUAA
This is a messenger RNA of Hevea brasiliensis (rubber tree), 2250 nucleotides long. Its product is annotated as glycerol-3-phosphate dehydrogenase [NAD(+)] GPDHC1, cytosolic. NCBI's taxonomy places the organism in Eukaryota, Viridiplantae, Streptophyta, Magnoliopsida, Malpighiales, Euphorbiaceae. The record is from RefSeq and is a predicted model, not a curated record. Gene Ontology annotation, biological process: glycerol-3-phosphate catabolic process; carbohydrate metabolic process. Gene Ontology annotation, molecular function: glycerol-3-phosphate dehydrogenase [NAD(P)+] activity; NAD binding. The coding region runs from base 642 to 2030 and encodes 462 amino acids. Gene Ontology annotation, cellular component: cytosol; glycerol-3-phosphate dehydrogenase (FAD) complex. The transcript is spliced from 5 exons.